AAUGGCUAAUGGCUAAUGGCUAAUGCUACUGGAUUGGGGCUGGCCCUCACCUCACCGCAUCCCUACGAAACGCGAGGCAAAGUGUACGACUCAUCACGCGAUUCAACAUUUCUCAGGAAAUCCACUGAAGUACCUCACUCUCCCCCUCCCUGCAACGGAGCUCUCCGGGUGCGAUUGCUGCACAUGGAGAGAACAUGGCCUGCCCGAUCCGACGGUUCUCCUUUCACCGCCCUCCCACCCAUCAAGAAAGAGUACCCCGUCCAUCACCGUCGCCUUUGGUCAACACCCUUUUCCUGUUCCUCGUCCUCGCUCUCGUCGGAGCGCUCGGAUCACCGUGACUUUUCGGCGCUGCCGUACGAUGUGAUGGCGAGGAUCGCAGCGACCUUUGCCCAUCUGAACCUGCAGACGGCGUCGUUGGUGUGCCGGUCGUGGAGGGACGCGCUCCGGCCGCUGAGGGAGGCCAUGCUGUUCCUUCGCUGGGGCAAGCGCUUCAAGCACGGCCGUGGCGGUGUGCGGCCCAAUCUCCAGAAGGCUCUGGACUCGUUCCUCAAAGGGGCGGCGCGUGGCUCCACGCUGGCGAUGGUCGAUGCGGGACUCGUCUACUGGGAGAUGGGCAAGAGGGAGGAGGCGAUUACGCUUUAUCGAAGGGCUGCGGAGCUCGGUGACCCCGUUGGCCAGUGCAAUUUGGGGAUUUCGUACCUGAAAGCUGAACAACCAAAUCCAAAGGAGGCUAUUAAAUGGUUAUGUCAAGCUUCUGUUAAUGGUCAUACUCGUGCACAGUACCAACUAGCUCUAUGUUUACAUCAAGGUCAAGGGAUGGAGCAAAAUCUACCAGAAGCAGCAAAAUGGUACCUGAGAGCUGCAGAAGGUGGCUAUAUCCGUGCCAUGUAUAAUGCUUCAUUAUGCUACUCUUUUGGUGAAGGUUUUGUAAAGAGUCAUCGGCAAGCAAAGAAAUGGAUGAAGCGGGCUGCAGAUCGUGGUCAUAGUAAAGCUCAGCUUGAGCAUGGACUUUGUCUCUUUUCCGAGGGAGAGAUGAUGAAAGCUGUAGUUUACCUGGAACUUGCCACUCGGGCUGGCGAAACGUCUGCAGCACAUGUGAAGAGUGUUAUACUCCAGCAACUGUCUACUACUUCGCGUGAUAGGGCCAUGCUUCUUGCUGACACUUGGCGUGCUUUGCCUUCCUGCCGCUAAACCAUACAGUUGAUGGUCUUUAUACCGUAAAGGUAUCCUCUCUUCUUCUAAGCACCUGUAAAAAGUAUAGCAUGAUUCCCCCCCCCCACUUUUUUUUUUCGUUUUUUCCCUCUAUAUAUAUCUGGAAUAAUGUAAUGUACUACAUAAUUUCAGCGUGUCAACUGACCAUGUCCACGUCGCUAAUUUUCUUUAACUUCCUUACCCAGUCUAAGUGUGGUUGUUUUCAUGGA
Molecule: messenger RNA, 1421 nt
Organism: Diospyros lotus (date-plum)
Lineage: Eukaryota; Viridiplantae; Streptophyta; Magnoliopsida; Ericales; Ebenaceae
Product: F-box protein At1g70590
Exons: 4
Coding region: 16-1191 (391 amino acids)
Molecular function (GO): protein binding
Source: RefSeq, a predicted model, not a curated record